Molecule: messenger RNA, 3976 nt
Organism: Exaiptasia diaphana
Lineage: Eukaryota; Metazoa; Cnidaria; Anthozoa; Actiniaria; Aiptasiidae
Product: extracellular sulfatase Sulf-1
Exons: 11
Coding region: 411-3185 (924 amino acids)
Molecular function (GO): N-acetylglucosamine-6-sulfatase activity; glycosaminoglycan binding
Source: RefSeq, a predicted model, not a curated record
CGUAGRGAAGUCCCGCCGUUCAAGAUCGACGUGAGUCAGGAAACUCUGUGAGCAUCGUCAAACGACGCAUCUUUCAAAGAAUGGAAACUAUUAAUAAGACCUGAAGUCAUUCCUGCCCCUGAUGCCAAAAACCAUGCAAGGACAUUUGAUUGUAAUCAGCCAGCGGUAAUUCUCGUGGAUAUCAUCACUUGGUUGGACUUCCUUUGCAACAAAAGCUUGUCAAAGCAAAGUUCCUACUUUUUACGUCACUGUUCAGGACAUCGACAGACUAUCACGUUCCCUAAGGACUUGAAACCAAGCCAGCCUUUUCACGAGAUGAAUCCUAAGUUAGUAGGGAGUUAAGAGGUUCCUAAAUUAUAUUUUUCUUGUUAUACUGGUUGGGUUUUGAUUGGCUGAGCGCGAGUAACAUAAUGAAGUUCUUUUGGUCUUUUGCAAUUUUUGUGUUCGUCAAUUCUGCAAUGGCCAAGAAACGAUUGAAGCCCAAUAUCAUCUUCAUAAUGACUGACGACCAAGAUGUCGAGCUGGGAUCUAUGCGGGUCAUGAAUCGAACAAGACAGAUUUUCAGCGAGGGCGCUGAGUUCGUCAAUGCGUUUGUUACUUCGCCAAUAUGCUGCCCCUCACGAUCAUCGAUCUUGACYGGGAUGUACACUCAUAACCACAACACUCUUACAAACAACAUGAACUGUUCAUCAAUGAAUUGGCGAGUAGGGCCAGAACGACAAAGUUACGCGAGAUACCUGGCGGAUGCUGGAUACUUAACGGGUCAUUUUGGUAAAUAUCUAAACGAGUACGACGGCUCAUACAUUCCCGCCGGCUGGCAUCAAUGGAUUGGUUUAGUACGGAAUUCACGAUUCUACAACUACACGUUACGUCACAAUACCUUUUUCCGUCGUCAUAGAAACAACUACGGUAAAGAUUAUUUCACUGACGUCAUCACCAACCACAGCCUUGCGUUUUUCCGUAGAGCCAAAGCGCGAAAUCCUAACAGACCGGUGUUGAUGGUUAUCAGUCACUCGGCUCCUCAUGGACCUGAAGAUGCGGCUCCUCAGUAUCAAGCUGCAUUUAAAAAUAUCACCGCACCAAGGACUCCAAACUGGAACUACAUAUCGUUGGACAAACACUGGAUCUUGCGUGUAACGCCUAAGAUGGAUCAACAAAAGAUUGCGUUCUCUGAUCUGCUGUAUCGCAAACGUCUACAAACACUGUUAUCCGUGGACGCCUCCAUACAACGGGUGUAUAACAUGCUGAAAGAAACAGGAACACUGGACAAUACUUAUAUCUUUUUGUCAUCUGAUCAUGGCUACCAUCUUGGCCAGUUUGGUCUUGUCAAAGGGAAAUCGAUGCCAUAUGAGAGCGACAUACGUGUACCAUUUUAUGCCCGAGGACCAAAUAUACCCAGAAAUGCCAAAAUUCAACAAGUGGUUCUCAACAUCGACCUGGCACCAACCUUCCUGGACAUUGCUGGUAUCAAGACACCACGAACAAUGGAUGGAGUAUCCGUGAUGAAGCUCUUUACCAGGCGACUUAGAAAGCCCAAUGACCAGCCACGUGUACGAAGAAAGAUCAGCCAUCGAUGGAGGGACACUUUUCUUAUAACACGAGGAAAACCCAGGCGAGGUAACAAGCAUCGUGUAACAAAAAAGCAGCCAAAAUCAGCAAAAGCCACGUUCCUCGAACGAUUAUGCGCAGAAUCCAAGUAUCGGUCACCCUGUGUAGCAGGACAACAAUGGCACUGUAUCAAAAUAAAAGGCCGUCUGAGAUUGAAGAAAUGUAAGAAAAUAGAGCAAUUACCAGUACAUCCAACCACGCCCACCGUAGAAAUGUGCACGUGCUAUCGGCCUAGACUACCAUGGGUGAAACCAACUAAGGAACAACCACCACGUGAUGACGAAAACAACAAGGAAAAGUUGCAAAAACGUUCAUUGCGUUCACAACAACGACGAGCUCACAAGCAAAGCAACUACUACAAGGAAGUGUCUCGUGCAAUGAAGAUGGCUGCACGACGUCGAAAAGCUAAAAUGAUGAACAUGAAGCCAUUAGAAGAAAAUGGCGAUGUCGAGAUUGACAAGAGACUAGAACGUAUAAAUGCAAAGAUUGCUGGCAUCAAGUUUCGUUUAGAAGCACUUAGAGGAAGGAAGAAGAAGUUGAUAAGAAUCAAAGAAGAAAAAGAUACAGAGAAUUACUUAAAACAAAAGUACGAAGAGUUUCCAUGCCCAUGUCCUACCCCAUCACAGCCUGCAAAGUCAAGGAGACCAAGAGGUGGUAGCAAGGCAGGAAGAUUACGUCGAAGACUGAGGUCAGGCGCUAUCAAUUCAGAGGUCUAUAAGAAGCGACUACAAAGAAGAAAUAAGAAAAAGAACAGUUUAAAGUCAAGUCUUCGUUCUGGCAAGAGAAGAAAAAAGACCACUAAAAAGAAGUCCAGGCGAACCAAAUGUUCUGUUCCGGGGAUGAGCUGCUUUUACCAGACCAACUAUCAUUGGAAAACACCGCCAUUGUGGAAUGGAGGAGAGUUCUGUUUUUGUCCAAGCUCAAGUAACAAUACAUACUGGUGUCUGCGAACCAUCAAUCAACAUCAGAACUUCUUGUAUUGUGAAUAUAUUACACAGUUUCUGGAAUACUUUGAUCUGAAUACUGAUCCUUACCAGCUUUACAAUAUAGUCGAUCGUAUUAGUCCUUCAGUCUUGUACGAUCUCCACCAUCAAUUAGAAAGACUAAAAGGCUGUAAAGGGUCUCAUAGUUGUACUCAAUAUCAUGGAAAACCAUACAAAAAACCUGACCAGUCUGUCAAUAGCACCAGUAAACCGGUUACGAAGACAAAGAUUACGGACAAGAAACCAACAACAACACAAUCACCAACAAAGCUGCAAGAUACAAGCUAUACCGAAACAACCCCCAAACCCACCAAAUUGUUGGAAAAGAUUGUCGACAAAAGUGAUGGACAGUCUAACAAAGAAGCAAAUAAAAAUACAAAUAAAGAAAUGUUGACUGAAAAAGGGAAAAUUGAGAAAAAAAAGCGAGGAAAACAGAAAAAAGACGGACUUGCUCCAACUCCAACAACCAACGUUAAGAAGGCCGAAAAAAGUAAAAGUAAAGCCGAGAAGAAAAAGAAGAGAAACCGUGGAAARAAGACAAACAGACGUGUGAAUGGAAACAAAAGAGACAGUUUUACCACCGUAUCGCCAUAGCUACGGUAUCACCAUUGUUACAUGACAACCGUCGUUAACAGACAUUGAAUGAUUUAAACCUAKUCUAGGGUCUAGGAAGAGASAAGACUUGUCAAAAAAACACAGUUUAUCAGAGUAAUUUAUGCAUUCUUGGGUGAARAUAGUUAACCCGUGAAACAUACUAACGAUACAAACUAUUCGUUAGUAUGACUUCAUUGAUUUUUUUUACGGGUUAAUUACUGUAGUACCAAUGGGCGACCAUUUUAACGUUGAAUACUCUAGUUUCGAUUCGCUUUUGUGCAAGCUUCAAUCAAGCAUAAAUUAUUAUUGUCUUGUUGGUACACAGAGCGUUCAUUACAAUAGGAUCUGUUUUUAUGAUGUUAAGCCUGCAUCACGUGAUCUCGAAACUUUAGUAUUCUUGUGCUGCCCAGCCUCGUUUUUUUUUUUCGUUUCUCUUUUAAUGGUGAAAUUGGUUUUAGGAUGCAUUAGAGAGCGAGGCAAAAUGCGUGUUUUAUUACAAUGUUUCUGAGUAGCASGUACAUUACCUGGGGAUAUCAGUGACCGAGAGGGAAUGGGAAAUAAUAAACGUCGACACGCAUUUCAAAUGAUCUGCUCAGAAGUUUUGAGUAGAAAUGUGUACGGUGACGCGUUCGUCGAUUAUUGCAACCCUUGUGUUACCGCUUACAGACGACGAAACCAAAAAUGGAAGAUUCGCAUCAAAAGCUAUUCAACGUCCAUUAGAAACUUUGCAAAAACAAGGACAGACUGUGUUGCCUUUGGUAGAUUUAUUAAUUAAAUAAUAAUAUUUCUGA